Verticillium dahliae VdLs.17 is the source of this 879-nucleotide messenger RNA. RefSeq names its product alpha/beta hydrolase. Lineage: Eukaryota; Fungi; Ascomycota; Sordariomycetes; Glomerellales; Plectosphaerellaceae. The transcript has a single exon. The record is from RefSeq and is a predicted model, not a curated record. The coding region runs from base 1 to 879 and encodes 292 amino acids.
AUGAUUUUCUCUUCGCUUAUUGCUUCGGUGGCCGUGUUCGGCAGUGGCGUCAACAGCUUUGCCAUCCGGCAGAAUCCGCCUGCUUGGACGACGCUGCCGCCGACGCCGGAGCUGCCGGCGCCCAUCAGCACGGCGACGACGCUGAUCAACGGCGUCCAACUCUGGAUGCAAAAGUACAACGAGAAGGCCAACGCGAUCCCCAUUGUGAUGGACCACGGCGGUCUGGGCUACUCGGCGUACUUCGGGUCCGUCAUCUCGCGGCUCGUCGCCGACGGCUACUACGUCAUCGCCGUCGACCGCCGCGGCCACGGCCGCUCGACGUUCAACGCCGGCGACGUCUUCACCUUUGACCAGAUGGCCGUCGACAUCCACGACCAGCUCGCGCACGCCGGCGUCCCGCAGUACGACGUCGUCGGCUGGUCGGACGGCGCCAUGACGACGCUCGCGGCGCUCAUCAACCCCGUCACGGCGGCGCCCAUCCGCAAGGCGUUCGUCUUUGGCGGCGCCGCCAACCCCGAGGGCACCAACGCCACGUUCAGCGACACGGCCAUCUUUGCCGAGUUUGUGGCGCGCUGCCGCACCGAGUACGCGGCGCUGCAGCCCGGCGCCGACUUUACGGCCUUUGCCACAAAGGUCGGCACCAUGGAGGCCACGCUGCCGCAGUUCACCGACGAGCAGCUCGGCACCAUUGACGGGCGCCGCGUCAUCAUCGUCGGCGCCGAGCACGAGGAGGCCAUCAGCCUCGACACGCCGGCCCAGCUGCACAAGGCCAUCAAGGGCAGCAAGCUGCAGAUUCUCAAGGGCGUCAGCCACUUUGCGCCCAUGCAGGACCCUGUGCAGUUUACCCAGGCUGUGGAGGACUUUCUUUGCAAGGCGUAG